AUGACCACUUCAAUAAAUACUCAGGUGACAACAAGAGAUGUCAGUGGACUCUCGUUAAUAGCGGCGCACUCGCAUAUUACGGGACUUGGUUUAGAGGAUAAUUUACAGCCCAAAGAGAAUGCGCAGGGACUAGUUGGCCAAUUGCAAGCCAGGAAAGCGGCUGGUAUAGUUUUAAAGAUGGUUCAAGCAGGAAAGAUAGCAGGAAGGGCAGUUUUGAUUGCGGGACCGCCUUCUACUGGUAAGACGGCCAUUGCAAUGGGACUAUCGCAAAGUCUAGGCUCUGAAGUUCCUUUCACAGCACUAGCAGCUUCAGAGGUGUAUAGUUUAGAGGUAUCCAAAACCGAAGCACUAACACAAGCCUUUCGAAAAUCAAUAGGAAUCAGGAUCAAAGAGGAGACUGAGAUUAUUGAAGGUGAAGUUGUUGAGAUUCAGAUAGAUAGGUCUAUAACUGGUGGUCAUAAACAAGGUAAGCUUACAAUAAAGACUACAGAUAUGGAAACAGUUUACGAAUUGGGAAGCAAGAUGAUUGAAGGAUUAACUAAGGAGAAAGUACUUGCAGGUGAUGUUAUAUCAAUUGAUAAAGCUUCAGGCAAAAUCACCAAAUUAGGUAAAUCUUUUACGAGAGCUAGGGAUUAUGAUGCUAUGGGACCAGAAACCAAAUUUGUUCAAUGUCCUGAAGGUGAAUUGCAAAAGAGGAAAGAAGUUGUGCAUACGAUUUCGCUACAUGAAAUUGAUGUGAUAAACUCGAGACAGCAAGGGUUUUUGGCAUUGUUUUCUGGUGAUACUGGUGAAAUUAGUUCGGAAGUUCGUGAUCAAAUAAAUACCAAAGUUGCUGAGUGGAAAGAGGAAGGUAAAGCAAAAAUUGUGCCAGGAGUUUUGUUUAUUGACGAAGUACAUAUGUUGGAUAUUGAAUGCUUUUCAUUUAUCAACAGAGCAUUAGAAGAUGAUUUCUCCCCUAUUGUUAUAAUGGCUACCAAUCGUGGAAUCAGCAAGACAAGAGGCACCGAUUACAAGUCACCACAUGGAAUGCCUUUGGACUUGUUGGAUAGAUCUAUAAUUAUUCAUACAACUAGUUAUUCAGGAGAUGAGAUAAGGACCAUAUUAUCAAUAAGAGCCACAGAAGAAGAAGUUGAAUUGAGUGGAGACGCAUUAGCUCUAUUGACCAAAAUUGGACAAGAGACAAGCUUACGGUAUGCAAGUAACUUGAUUUCUGUAGCACAACAAAUUGCAUUGAAAAAGAGGAGUAGCCAGGUUGAAUUGCAGGAUAUUAAAAGAGCCUAUAUGUUGUUCUUGGACUCUGAUAGAUCGGUUCAAUAUUUGGAAAAACACUCAUCACAAUAUAUUGAUGAUUCAGGCAGGGUGACUAUUGGUGACAAAAAUUUCAAACGUGAGGAGUCAAAGGCAGAAGCUGGAGUAACAGAAAAGGACAACGAAACCAAAGCAGAAGCACCAGAAGCAAAAGCAGCAAAAGAUGAAAACGAAGAAAGAAAGAUGGCAGCACAAGAACCCAAAGAUGAUGAUAAAAUGGAAACAGAUUAG
Molecule: messenger RNA, 1539 nt
Organism: Lodderomyces oxycetoniae
Lineage: Eukaryota; Fungi; Ascomycota; Pichiomycetes; Serinales; Debaryomycetaceae
Gene: RVB2
Product: RuvB family ATP-dependent DNA helicase reptin
Exons: 1
Coding region: 1-1539 (512 amino acids)
Biological process (GO): box C/D snoRNP assembly; regulation of transcription by RNA polymerase II; chromatin remodeling
Cellular component (GO): NuA4 histone acetyltransferase complex; Ino80 complex; Swr1 complex
Molecular function (GO): ATP hydrolysis activity; DNA helicase activity; ATP binding
Source: RefSeq, a predicted model, not a curated record